This is a messenger RNA of Prorocentrum cordatum, 615 nucleotides long. NCBI's taxonomy places the organism in Eukaryota, Dinophyceae, Prorocentrales, Prorocentraceae. The record is from the annotation of a GenBank genome assembly.
GCGAUCGAGGAUGGCAGGCGGCGCGCUGGCGGCCCCGCUGAGGCCAGCGCCGACGUGCCCGACCCGUGGGCGGGCGACGGCGACGACGUGCGCGAGAGCGGGCACAGGGUCGCCAAGGAGCACUGGGAGGCGCUUGACAGCCUCGUGGCAGGCGGCGCGGGCGAGCCCCUGUCGCGGCUCCACGAGGAGGCGGACGCCUUCCUGGCCGGCGGUGCCCUGCCGGUCCCGGCGCCGCUGGACCUGCCCGGGGAUGCCGACCGCCUCCUGGGCAGCUCGGGGCCGCCCGCGAGCGGCAGCAACGCACCCCGCGGCGCCCGCGGCGGCGGCCACGGGCCCGCCGCGGCCGGGGUCGACACCUCGGCGGUCGGCCAGGGCGAGGGCGACGAGGGGCCGCGGCGCGUGCGGGCGCACGCGCCGUACUACUCGGGCGACCGCGCGAUGCUGAACAAGGUGGCGAGGGUGCCCCUGUCCAGCGUCGACGAGCUGGUGGGCGCGCUGAUCCCUGGGGCCGACGUCACCACCGAUGGGUUGCUUUUGCAGCUGACGACGACGAGGAGCUGGUGGCGUUCGCCUACGCCCUGGAGCAGAUCGCCGACGCGGCCAGCAAGAGGCUGA